UUCAAAUUCAAAUAAAACUUAAAUCACUGUGGUGCUAUGCUGAUGAAGUUGCAGAGAAAAUGAGAGUUGCAGAAGAGCAGCACAUAGUGAUGCUGCCGUUCAUGGCGCAAGGCCAUCUCAUCCCAUUCUUAGCCCUAGCCAAUCAAAUCGCCCAACGAUUCCCCUUCACAAUCACCAUCACCACCACCCAACUCAACGUCCGCUACCUCAGAGCCGCCGCCGCAUCCAAUUCCAACCCCCAAAUCCAUUUCUUCGACCUCCGCUUCUCCACCGCCGAUCACGGCCUCCCGCCGGACGCAGAGAACACGGAGGCCGUACCCCUCCACCUCAUCGCCAACCUCUUCCGUGCCUCCACCUCCCUCCAACCCGCCUUCCGCGCCCUAAUCCGCGAUAUAACCGCCAGAGACGGCGCCCCGCCGCUCUGCAUAAUCUCCGACUUCUUCAUUGGCUGGGCUAACGAGGUCGCCAAAUCAUCCGGCACCGUCAACGUUGCCUUCAACACCAGCAGCGCCUACGGCUGCGCCGCCUACCUGUCCAUGUGGCAGCACCUCCCCCACCGCCGCGCCGCCGCCGACGGCACCUUCGCCGUCCCCGGAUUCCCCAACUCCCGCCCCUUCCGCGUCUCUGAGGUGCACGGCUUCCUUAGAGAUGCGGACGACGGUGACGAGUGGUCGAGAUUCCUCCAGCCCCAAAUCGCGCAGUCGCUCAGCUCCUUCGGGUGGCUGUACGCCACCGCCGCGGAGAUCGAGCCGCUAGGGUUGGAAAUCUUCUCCAAUUAUACCAAACGCCCCGUCUGGUGCAUCGGACCGCUCCUGCCUCCGGGGAUUCUGGAUCGGAAACCUUCGCGCGAUGGCAAACACGCCGGCAGAGAACCCGGGAUCUCGCCGGAGAAAUGCUUGGAGUGGCUGGAUUCGCAGCCGGAGAAGUCCGUGGUGUACGUGAGCUUCGGAUCGCAGAACACGAUCAGCCCGUCGCAGAUGAUGGCGCUGGCGGCGGGGCUGGAAGACAGCCGGCGGCCGUUCAUCUGGGCGGUCAGGCCGCCGACGGGGUUCGACUCGCGGGAGGAAUUCAAGGCCGAGUGGCUUCCCGAGGGAUUCGAGCAACGGAAGCAGGGGUUGGUGGUGAGGUCGUGGGCGUCGCAGCUGGAGAUACUCUGCCACCGGGCAACGUGGGCGUUUGUGAGCCACUGCGGGUGGAAUUCGGUGGCGGAGAGCUUGAGCCAGGGCGUGGCGAUCGCGGCGUGGCCGGUUAGGGCGGAGCAGGUGUACAACGUGAAGAUGCUGGUGGAGGAGAUGGGGGUGUUCGUGGAGAUGACGAGGGGCGUGGAGAGUAGCAUUAGUAGAGAGGAGGUGGAGAGAGUGAUUGAGGAGGUCAGCGGCGCGGAGGAGAUGAGGAGGAAAGCGGCGGAGAUUGGGGAGAUGAUCAGAGCAGCAUUGACGGAAGAAGCUGGGCGUAAAGGGUCUUCGCUUAAAGCCAUGGAUGAUUUUGUCGCUGCUCUUCUCUCUCUCAGAGAUAACUAGCUGCUUUCUUUCUUAUCUGUGUAUUAACCCAGAUUUCACGCUUGCUUUUGGAAUAACUAAGCCACCCCAAUUUCAGUAUAAUUAGUGUUUUUUUCUUUAAUUUUAAUUUAUUUUUUGCUUUUGUCCGAAUUAUAUGUCCCAACAUUCAGAUAUUAUCAAAUUGAUAUCCACCUUGGACUCCCUCAUCUCCGCCACCAACAUCGCCGCUGAUCUCGCCUCCCGCUCCUCCCUCACUUUCCUCGCCGUACCCAACACGCUCCUCCGCCCCUAACCUCCCUGACGUAUUCUUCGAGUACCUCUUCCUCACCGACCUCCGUUGGAAAGCUAAUCGCCAACUCCGGCGCCGUCAACAUCACCAGCACACUCAUCAACCGUCACGAUUUCAACGUGGCGAGAAAUACACGUUAGAAACCUCCGUUUCGUGAUGUUGCAACCGGAUUUUUUAUAAUUGAACGCAUUGUUCCUGUGAAGCCGAAGAAGAUGAGUUGCGAAUGCAUCAAGAAUAGAAGCAAGAGCAGUGCAGAGAUGUGUGAGUUAGAAGUGGUUUAUGGAUUUGUGUUGAAGAAACAUUUGGUAAUUUUUCUUCUAAUUCUUAUUCUCUUCAAAGUGGCAAUCCAGACUUUGAGACAUGUCUGAAAGAAUAAAUGGA
Molecule: messenger RNA, 2169 nt
Organism: Salvia miltiorrhiza (redroot sage)
Lineage: Eukaryota; Viridiplantae; Streptophyta; Magnoliopsida; Lamiales; Lamiaceae
Product: UDP-glycosyltransferase 92A1-like
Molecular function (GO): UDP-glycosyltransferase activity
Source: RefSeq, a predicted model, not a curated record